Penicillium riverlandense is the source of this 1020-nucleotide messenger RNA. RefSeq names its product D-mandelate dehydrogenase-like dehydrogenase. Gene Ontology annotation, cellular component: cytosol. The record is from RefSeq and is a predicted model, not a curated record. NCBI's taxonomy places the organism in Eukaryota, Fungi, Ascomycota, Eurotiomycetes, Eurotiales, Aspergillaceae. Bases 1 to 1020 code for a protein of 339 amino acids. Gene Ontology annotation, molecular function: glyoxylate reductase (NADPH) activity; NAD binding; hydroxypyruvate reductase [NAD(P)H] activity. The transcript has 4 exons.
AUGGCUUCCAAUGGCACUACUAGGCCCAAGAUUCUGCUCCUGGGCGAUAUCGACCACGCUCUUCCCUCCUGGAAUGCACUGAGCGACCUCGGCGAGCUUGUGCGCCCAACAGCAACCAACCGCAUCGAGUUCCUAGAGGAAUGCCGCUCCGGCAAACUCGACGGCGUGGUCGCUGCCUACCGGACCUUCUUCUCCAUCAGUAUCACUGGGCUAGUCGAUGAGGAACUGGUGAAUGCACUACCGAGUUCACUGAAGUACCUCGCCCACUGCGGGGCUGGAUACGACCAAGUCGACGUACAUGCCUGCAGCGCGCGCAGCCCUCCCAUCCGAGUCUCCAACGUGCCCACAGCAGUCGACGACGCCACCGCGGACGUAAACAUGUUCCUCAUCAUCGGCGCACUGCGCAAUUUCAACACGGGCAUGCAGGCCCUGCGCGAGGGCAAAUGGCGCGGCCAGCCUGCGCCGCCGCUCGGCCAUGACCCGCAGGGCAAGGUGCUGGGUAUCCUGGGGAUGGGCGGAAUUGGUCGCAACUUGAAAAAGAAGGCCGAGGCAUUUGGGAUGACGGUUGUUUAUCAUAACCGUCGCAAGCUGAGCGAGGAGCUCGCUGCUGGGGCAAAGUAUGUUUCUUUCGAGGAGUUGUUGGAGGGUAGUGAUGUGAUUAGUUUGAAUCUGCCGUUGAACAAACACACCCGCCACAUCAUCAGCAAGCCCGAAUUCGCCAAAAUGAAAGAUGGCGUGGUGGUCGUGAACACCGCGCGCGGGGCAGUCAUAGAUGAAGCGGCGCUGGUCGAUGCCUUGGAUAGCGGCAAGGUGUUCUCGGCUGGGCUGGAUGUCUUCGAGGACGAGCCCAAUGUUCAUCCGGGUCUGAUGAGCAACCCGAAUGUCAUGCUGGUGCCGCAUAUGGGCACCUGGACGAAAGAGACCAUGACGGCGAUGGAGGAGUGGGCGAUUGAGAAUAUCCGUCAAGCGCUGGAGACAGGGAAGAUGAAGAGUCCUGUGCCUGAGCAGGCGGACCUGUAG